Quercus lobata is the source of this 819-nucleotide messenger RNA. Its product is annotated as RPM1-interacting protein 4 (RIN4) family protein. Bases 180 to 527 code for a protein of 115 amino acids. NCBI's taxonomy places the organism in Eukaryota, Viridiplantae, Streptophyta, Magnoliopsida, Fagales, Fagaceae. The transcript has 4 exons. Gene Ontology annotation, cellular component: plasma membrane. The record is from RefSeq and is a predicted model, not a curated record.
AAACUAUUGGCUCUCUCGUUCUCUCUCUGUUUUGGUUUUCCAAGAAAGAGAAAAAGGAAACGAAAGGAAAACGAAUCAUCAUCAUCACAGCAAAGAAGAGGAGGCGGCCAUAGAGAGAGAGAGAGAGAUAGAUACUUUGUUGAGUUUCUCUGAGUUCUCAUUUUAACUCAUUGUUUGUCAUGGCGGAAAAGGAUAGACCAUUGCCAAAGUUUGGCGAAUGGGAUGUCAAUGACCCAGCCUCAGCUGAGGGGUUCACAGUAAUCUUCAACAAGGCUCGGGACGAGAAAAAGACAGGUGGACAGCCUGGCUCACCACCAAAGGAUGACUCAAAAUAUAAGCACAGAGAAGUCCUUGGAAAGCCUCACUCUUGUAAAGAAAUGUGGGUGGCCUUAGUUCAUCUACAAAGCCAUUACUGCUAUGACUGGGGCAGAAGAAAUGGUGUUGUUGCAUACAAUCUUCUUAUGCAGAAUCAUGAGGCUGCCCCAAAAUGUAUUCCAGAAGACUGGAGCUAUAUACAUAAGCAAUGAUGGUUCCUACUGGAAUCUGUUUGUUGUGUCCUAAACAUGGUGAUAAAAUAAUGAUGUGCACUUAGAAAAUUUUAAAGAAUAAUGUUAUAUUAUGUUCAAUAUUCUGGGGUAAUUAUUGGGGUGCUUCUCUCCUUUAUCGGAAUUCAAUGAUUUGACCCUUCUAUAUGUGACAAUUUGUUUCUAUAUUGUUUUGAGUGGAUUUGAUUUUCUUCUGGUAACUGCAGAGUGCAAACUUAAACCUUAUGUGGCCUCCUUAUUUCUCUAAUAUAAGAUAUGAUGGUUUGUCAUUGAA